AUGACAACUUUGGAAAAAAUUUUGAAACGAAAAACGCCAUCAGGACCAAGUUUAGUUGAUUUAGAUAAUCUUCCAUGGGAUCCCUUCGAUAGAAAAAGAAUUUUGGAUUAUCAUCCUGAUCAAAGAGAUGAGAUUCGAAGAAAAUAUUGGAUUAAUGGACCUUGCCAACCACGUGGUCAUGACUUCCCAAAAAGAAAGAUAGGGGCUAAAGAACGACGUUUCAGCCCGACAUGGUAUGCUAGUUACGGUACAUGGUUAGAGUACAGCGUAAAAGCAGACAAAGCCUUUUGUUUGUGUUGUUACCUAUUUGUAGAUUAUGUCGGGAACCAAGGUGGGCGUGAUGUAUUUUCAAAAGAAGGGUUUAAUUGCUGGAAUAAACCGAAAAGAUUCGCUACACAUGUUGGUGAAGUUGGUAGUGCUCACAAUAAAGCACUUCAAAGGUGUCAAGAUUUACUAAAUCAAAAAACAAUCUAUUUCCACCAAUCUUCAUAA
Messenger RNA from Helianthus annuus (common sunflower), 492 nucleotides. RefSeq lists its product as uncharacterized. Bases 1 to 492 code for a protein of 163 amino acids. The record is from RefSeq and is a predicted model, not a curated record. NCBI's taxonomy places the organism in Eukaryota, Viridiplantae, Streptophyta, Magnoliopsida, Asterales, Asteraceae. The transcript has a single exon.